Symbiodinium necroappetens is the source of this 492-nucleotide messenger RNA. NCBI's taxonomy places the organism in Eukaryota, Dinophyceae, Suessiales, Symbiodiniaceae. The record is from the annotation of a GenBank genome assembly.
AUGAUCCGGCAGAUUGCGAGGCCCGUUCCAGCCCAGUCCAUUCACAUCCGUGAGUUGUCGUCUGGAGCUACUUUUAAUCUGUCCACCACCGAAUGCGCCAUGCCGGUGAACUCGAGACUCAGCAUUGACUGGAAAGGUCAGGAGCUCGUUAUGGUUGGCAUCAUCCUACCGGGGUCGCAUGUUGAUUCAGACUGGUGGGGUAGCUCCCCGAAGCCAGUCUGGGUGACGGGAGGAGAGCGCAGGUCCAACCCAGCCUACAACAUGGUCGAGGAGCAGAAGAUCGCCGUCCUGGGGUUUUGCGGCCAUGUCCUUGGCAUCGGAGGUACCAUCACACUCUUUGAGAGCUUGUGCCUCAUGUGCUGUUGCCAGCCACCAAAGCCAGUAGAGGCACGGGAGUUGUUGCUGGCGUUGCAUCAAGCGCAACCUGCACAGACGGUGCAGGCUCCAGUUGCCGUGGUGACGCCCUUACAGGCUGAACCAGUAAGCACUUGA